Molecule: messenger RNA, 3186 nt
Organism: Phacochoerus africanus (Common warthog)
Lineage: Eukaryota; Metazoa; Chordata; Mammalia; Artiodactyla; Suidae
Gene: GLUL
Product: glutamate-ammonia ligase
Exons: 8
Coding region: 238-1383 (381 amino acids)
Cellular component (GO): cytoplasm
Molecular function (GO): glutamine synthetase activity
Source: RefSeq, a predicted model, not a curated record
GGACCGCCUUGCAGAGCCGAGAAUGGGAGAAGAGCGGAUGGUUUAAGGAGCACCCUCGGCCUCCUCGCCUCUCCGCUCCGAUUCUCGCUCUCGCGGCCUGCCCGCCCUGCCUCCUGCUCGCCGCCCAGAAAGCUCCGGUGCGUGGACCAGCGGGAGCCCGAGACCCACGAGAGGCGCGAACGCAGCUCCAAAAGGAGAAGGGCUAAGGAGGGCAACCCUAUCGAUACCAUUGACCUUAUGUGGCUGGGAACACCGUCCACCAUGGCCACCUCAGCGAGCUCCCACUUGAACAAAGGCAUCAAGCAGGUGUACAUGUCCCUGCCCCAGGGCGAGAAAGUCCAAGCUAUGUACAUCUGGAUUGACGGUACGGGAGAGGGACUGCGCUGCAAGACCCGGACCCUGGAUUCUGAGCCCAAGUGUAUAGAAGAGUUGCCCGAGUGGAAUUUCGAUGGCUCUAGUACUUUUCAGUCUGAAGGCUCCAACAGUGACAUGUAUCUUGUCCCUGCUGCCAUGUUUCGGGACCCUUUCCGCAAGGACCCCAACAAGCUGGUGUUCUGUGAGGUCUUCAAGUACAACCGAAAGCCUGCAGAGACCAACUUAAGGCAUACCUGUAAACGGAUAAUGGACAUGGUGAGCAACCAGCACCCCUGGUUUGGAAUGGAGCAGGAAUAUACUCUCAUGGGCACAGAUGGACACCCCUUUGGUUGGCCUUCCAAUGGCUUCCCUGGGCCCCAAGGUCCGUACUAUUGUGGUGUUGGAGCAGACAAAGCCUAUGGCAGGGACAUUGUGGAGGCUCACUACCGGGCCUGCUUGUAUGCCGGCAUCAAGAUUGGGGGCACCAAUGCCGAGGUCAUGCCUGCCCAGUGGGAAUUCCAGAUCGGACCCUGUGAAGGAAUCGACAUGGGAGAUCACCUCUGGGUGGCCCGAUUCAUCUUGCAUCGUGUGUGCGAAGACUUCGGAGUGAUCGCCACCUUUGAUCCUAAGCCCAUUCCUGGGAACUGGAAUGGUGCCGGCUGCCACACCAACUUUAGCACCAAGGCCAUGCGAGAGGAGAAUGGUCUGAAGUACAUCGAGGAGGCCAUCGAGAAGCUAAGCAAGCGGCACCAGUACCACAUCCGAGCCUACGAUCCCAAGGGGGGCCUGGACAACGCCCGGCGCCUAACUGGAUUCCAUGAAACCUCCAACAUCAACGACUUUUCUGCCGGCGUGGCCAACCGUGGCGCUAGCAUCCGUAUUCCCCGGACUGUCGGCCAGGAGAAGAAGGGUUACUUCGAAGACCGUCGCCCUUCUGCCAACUGUGACCCCUUUGCGGUGACAGAAGCUCUCAUCCGCACGUGUCUUCUCAACGAAACUGGCGACGAGCCCUUCCAGUACAAAAACUAAGUGGACUAGACGGGCAGCCAUCAAAACCCCUCCUAAUUCUACACCCCCCCCUCCUUCGCCCCUCUCAACUGUCGUAAUAGCUGUAACUCAAAGGGCGGAAUAGCAAGGUCUUUUUUAUUCCUCAUGCCCAGUUAAUAUCUCUUGCUUUCUUUGGCCAGGAUAGAGGGCUCAAGUUCUUAAUCUCUUCACACAUACCCCCCCCUCUUUUUUUCCCUAUCACUAAAGUUUCUAGUGUGUUAGUGGGGAGGGAGGUGGGGAGUCAUAACCACUGCUUCCAUUUCAUCAGGUGUGUUUGUCCAGUAGGCACAGCUAUCCGGACAGAGAACAUAGUCUUUGUGCAGGGAAGGGGCAGACUUUCUCUGAGUGGUAGUUGAGUCGGGGGUCAGAGGACCUGACUUUGGUUCGGUUAGAAGUCCCCUUCUUGGUUGGUGGACCUUCCAUUCCUUAGAAGGUUAGAACCAACUUUCUCUUAAGGGUGAGCAUUAGGGGAGAAGGAAGGGUGGGAAAUGAGGUAGGAAAAUGCCCUCGAUCUGGUGUGGUACUUCCCUUGCCUGGGGCUAAAGGCCCUGAUAACGUUCAGCGUAAAUGGAUGGCUAGCCCUACCUUAAAAGAAAAAGUUCUUACUGUCUGGUCCAUUUAUAACACAAAGAAGAGUAGUAUUUUUAUAUUUAAAUAUAAAAACAAAAAAAUUAUAUAUAUGGGUGUGCAGACAAAUGGUGUUUUUUUUUUUUUUUCCUAAGAGAGAGAAAACCAUUCUGGUCACUGGGAGCCAAAUUUGAGAAGGUAGUCUGGUUAGAAAUAAGGAUCUCUGGAGUUCCCACUGUGGCGCAAUGGGUUAAGAUUCCCACUACAGCGGCUUGGGCCACUGUGGAGGUGCAGGUUCGAUCCCCACCCAUGUGCAGGGGGUUAAAGGAUCUGGAGUUGCUGCAACUACGGCUUGGGAUUCAUUCCCUGGCCCUGGUGAAAACUUCCAUAUGCUAUGGGUGUGGCCAUUAAAAAAAAAAAAAAAAAAGAUGUCCUUCUGAGUGGGGUGGGGGUGGGGUGCAUGGAAAGUUAGCUAUUUGGGGCUGUUCUUCCCUCUCUACCACUUCAGGGCUUCUCUGUGCCCAGCCCACCUUUCUGGGGUGGUGGGGGGGCAACACUGGUUGUUUAACAGGUGACAGCAGGAGCUGUCAUCUGAUCUGUGGGGCUUUGGAUUAAAAAGAUACACAUGUACUUAUACACACAGGGGUCUGGAAAUCUGAGUUGGCUGGUCAACUUGAGCAUGUUACUGACAAGGGGGUAUUGGGGUUAUUUUCCGGUGGCACUAGCAUGUCACUAAAGCAGGCCUUUUGAUAUAUUAAAAAAAAAAUUUUUAAAGCAAAACAGAAGUUUAGAUUUUAAUCGUAUUUGUAGGGUUUCUAAGUCUUUGUUUUACAGAAUUGCUUGUUUGCUCCAGCAGUCUCCUUUCUCUCUGCUCUUGGAGGAAGUGGGUCUUGCCUGGAGACCACACACUUGUAAUUUUGUAUCCUGGUGUCUAGUCUCUGAGUGUGAAGUAAUCCCUUCCUUUGUUAAGAUUCCCAAGGAGUUAUUUUUUUUCUUUUAUAAUAAAACCCCCACCUUUGGUCCCUAUAUUUCCCCUGCUGUUUCUGCCUGUUUUUGUGUUGGCUGCGGCAGGUGGGUUGUGGUUUUCUCUUAAUGUGACUUCUAAUUGCCAGACUUCUGGUUGCCACAUAUAGUGUGUUCAGAGUUAGAUAACUCCUCAUUGUAAACAAACUGUGUUAACUGUCUGGAGCUGCUCUUAUAAAUCAACCUAACAUAAGA